Trichogramma pretiosum is the source of this 1976-nucleotide messenger RNA. It is a transcript of the gene Mccc2, whose product is annotated as methylcrotonoyl-CoA carboxylase beta chain, mitochondrial. Bases 197 to 1876 code for a protein of 559 amino acids. Gene Ontology annotation, molecular function: methylcrotonoyl-CoA carboxylase activity. The transcript is spliced from 9 exons. The record is from RefSeq and is a predicted model, not a curated record. Gene Ontology annotation, biological process: L-leucine catabolic process. Lineage: Eukaryota; Metazoa; Arthropoda; Insecta; Hymenoptera; Trichogrammatidae. Gene Ontology annotation, cellular component: mitochondrion; methylcrotonoyl-CoA carboxylase complex.
AAUCUCAAAAAUUGCUGUCUACCGAUAUGUUUACGUUAAAUUUAAAUAUUUAUCUUCGUGUAAUGAUCCACAGAUGGCGUAAAAUUCAAAGGCAAGUAUGCAGUCUAUCAAUUUAGUUAACUCUUAAAUUCAUCGAAUCAAGUAUUCGUCGUAAACCGUAGUUUUUUUAAUCGAAUUUUUUACUAGAUCGUGAAAAAUGUUAAGAAAAAGUAAACUUGUAAUAAAAAAUAUUAAUUCAAUCAAUCGUCAUUAUUUUAAAGAAUCUUGUAUUAUUGGCACAAAACAAGAUGUACAUUCACAAGAAUAUCAGGAAAAAUAUACCCAAAUGAAAACGCUCGUAGAUAAACUCAAAAUGACCGUGGGAAAAAUUGUAGAGGGAGGUGAUCAAAAAGCAAGAGAAAGACACGUGAAAGCCGGAAAACUGAUGCCUAGAGAAAGAAUCGAUCGUCUUCUUGACAGAGGUUCACCUUUUUUGGAAUUUUCUCAAUUAGCAGGAUACAAAAUGUACGAUGACGCAGAACUUCCUGCGGCCGGUAUCAUAACUGGGAUAGGAAGAAUUGAAGGAAAAGAAUGUCUCAUCAUAGCUAACGAUGCGACAGUUAAAGGUGGCACUUACUAUCCAAUCACAGCGAAAAAGCAGUUGCGAGCCCAAGAAAUAGCAGCUGAAAAUAAGUUACCUUGCAUUUAUUUAGUUGAUAGUGGUGGUGCUAAUUUGCCUAGACAAGCCGAUGUUUUUCCGGAUAAAUGGCACUUUGGUAGAACAUUUUAUAAUCAGGCAACUAUGAGUGCGGAUGGAAUUCCACAAAUUGCGGUCGUGAUGGGCAGUUGCACAGCUGGAGGCGCAUACGUACCUGCCAUGGCUGAUGAAAACAUUAUAAUUCGUGGACAGGGAACUAUAUUUUUGGCUGGACCACCCUUAGUUAAAGCAUCGACUGGAGAAGAAGUUACAGCAGAAGAGUUAGGCGGUGCUGCUCUGCAUUGCGAAACAUCUGGUGUUACUGAUCACUUUGCGCUAGAUGAUGAACAUGCACUGCAACUGACUCGCAAUAUCGUUUCAAACUUGAAUCAUCGACGAAUCUCUGAUAUCGAGAAAAAAAGUGAUUAUGAAACUCCAGCACAUGCAAUUGAUGAAAUUUACGGAAUUGUCGGAUCGAAUUUAAGAAAGCCAUUCAAUGUACGAGAGGUAAUUGCUCGUAUAGUCGACGGUUCAAUGUUCCACGAAUUUAAAGCUCGUUACGGCGAAACACUCGUUACAGGUUUCGCUCAUGUGCACGGUUAUCCCGUUGGUUUUGUAGCUAAUAAUGGCGUACUUUUUUCGGAAGCAGCCUUGAAGGGCGCACAUUUUGUCCAACUAUGUGCUCAGAGAAAAAUACCUUUGGUUUUUCUUCAAAAUAUAACGGGAUUCAUGGUAGGCAAAGAUGCAGAAGCUGGUGGAAUUGCCAAAAAUGGAGCUAAAAUGGUUACGGCUGUCGCUUGCGCUAAAGUUCCAAAAAUAACUUUCAUCAUUGGUGGAUCUUAUGGGGCCGGAAAUUAUGGCAUGUGUGGAAGGGCAUAUUCCCCAAGAUUUUUGUACAUGUGGCCUAACGCUAAAAUUUCAGUAAUGGGCGGUGAACAGGCAGCAAGCGUAUUAGCUCAAAUUACCAAGACAAAGUAUGAAAAAGCUGGUAAAGAGUGGACUGAAGAACAAGAGGAUAAAUUGAAAACCCCUAUAAUAAAACAGUUUGAAGAAGAAAGCAGUCCAUAUUACGCUAGUGCUCGUUUAUGGGAUGAUGGAGUCAUUGAUCCAGUAGAUACACGAAAAGUUAUUGCACUUAGUUUGUCAGCAGCCAUGAAUGCUCCUAUUCCUGAAACUAAAUUUGGGCUGUUCAGAAUGUAGCGAAGAUUGAACGAUAAUCUUAUAGCAAGAAUUUUUAUAUACACUAGUAUAAAACAAAGAUCAUCAUAAUGGUAAAAAUCCUUAUAAAAUGUAAAAAAAU